AUGCCAGUUUUCAUCAGAGAAGUCAAGUUCCUUCCUGAUUUCGCUAGAGUUGUUCGUGGCCGAGUAAAUGAAAUGGUUAAGCUCGUUCCUACAGCUAAAAAGGACUUAAAUCCAAAUAAGAAGAUUUCUGGAUGGAAGUCAAAAGCAGAAACAGCUCUAAACAAAGCUCGUGACUACAUGAGGAGCAGAAAAUUCGUUGAUGGCAUCAAGGCUCUGACAGAAGCUAAGGAACUCUAUGAUAGUAGCAUUUUCCCAUCAACAAGAUGGGAUAAAACGGAAAUUCCAUUUGCGAUUUUCUCAAACAGAGCCCAAUGCGCUGCACAGCUCCAAAUGUGGAACCUUGCAAGAAUUGAUAUUAGAUGUGCACUCAGUAUCAAUCCAAAGAUUCCUCAUCUCUACAAAUUACUUCCAUUUGUCGCUGAAAACUUUAACUGUCCAAAGAUGAAGGCAAGGUUCACCAAACUCGCAGAGGAAGCAGCCCAAGAACAUGUUGACUCUUGGUGGCAAGCAAUGUCCGCUAAAGUUGUCGGAUAUCUCUCUUUGAGAGCUUUAGUUGGCGAAAGAAUCGGAUUAUCAGAGGUCAUAAUAGAAGAAGAGGCCAGCCAUGGUAUUCAGGAUAUGUGGACUCCAAUUUCUUUCCCACUUGAUUAUCCACUUCUUCCUUGGCAGAAACCAGAAGACUUAGAGUUAGAAAUCAAAUGA
Messenger RNA from Trichomonas vaginalis G3, 702 nucleotides. Its product is annotated as TPR-like family. The transcript has a single exon. The record is from RefSeq and is a predicted model, not a curated record. Bases 1 to 702 code for a protein of 233 amino acids. Gene Ontology annotation, molecular function: protein binding. Lineage: Eukaryota; Parabasalia; Trichomonadida; Trichomonadidae.